Candidula unifasciata is the source of this 1389-nucleotide messenger RNA. The record is from the annotation of a GenBank genome assembly. Lineage: Eukaryota; Metazoa; Mollusca; Gastropoda; Stylommatophora; Geomitridae.
AUGGAUGGACAGUUCAAUGCUUUGCUCACCUCUGAUGAUAUCGGAUUUCUCGAUACACCGGACGGCGGCAGUGGAUUCUAUUUCCCUCUCUGUGGACAAAUGGAUGACAAUGAGACCAAUAUUUUACAAGUGAUGCACUCCUUCUACAGGACUAUGGUCGAUGGACGUGGAAACUACACAAUAAGUGGUCUUCUAGGGCCGCCAUCCACUCAAACUCUGUCAGCCUCACCACCACCCCACCAUCCAUUGUCAUCUCUUCGUACUCCAAUGACACACCAGCCACUUCCACCUCCUUCCCUUCCACCAACAGCAGACGGCUACAACACGUAUCCCACUUCCCCGUACAUGACGCCAGUCCGUUCCCACCACCACAUCAACAGCAACGGCAAUGGAGGUAGCAAGAAAACCCUUGAGGACAUUUCCCGUAGCAACAAGCUCAUAAGUGGAGAUCAUGGCGUCCAUGACAACUUCCGGGAAAGUGAGUGCCAGGAUACCAAAUACGGAAGUCACCUGUUUACGGAUUAUUACUACGCCAAACAGGAAUUUCAAAGGCCCAGAACACCUCCGCUACAAUGCACUACUUCACCGAAAUCAAAUUCCUCAUCUUCGUCAGCCUCAUCGCCAUCUUUAACUCCUGUUUGUGGACACAAUAACGAAAGUGACGUGCCUGAUCGCUACAAGAGUGACAUAAAUAAGUUUGAGGGCGAAGACAAGUUAUCUGGUAAUUCAGUGCGCAGGAAACAGCGCCGUUACCGCACAACUUUCAACAGCUCACAGCUAGAAGAACUUGAGUGUGCCUUCCAGAGAACCCACUAUCCGGAUGUGUUCUUUCGUGAAGAACUGGCUCUCAAGAUUGGCUUGACUGAGGCUCGAGUUCAGGUAUGGUUUCAGAACAGACGAGCAAAAUGGCGAAAACAACAGAAAGAUGACCAUAAAAGUGCAUCAGCCAAUGACGUUAUUUGCCAUGCACUGCCAGCAUCGAAAGCAAAACCUCCACCACAACUUCCCUCAUCGGCUUCUGGUGCCUCAUGCAAGAUGGCCUCCAUCAGCAGCGUGCCAAUGCCCGGGUUCUAUUUUCACGGGAACAUUAACGUGGACUGGACUCCCGCACUGAGCUCCCCGAUGCCGUCCUCCUGUCUCAACCCGUUCAUGCCCACAAAGAAUGGUCAUCGAUUUCAGGAGAACAUGGACGAAAACGUAUUUGGCUCCAGAUGUAAUGAUCACAGCCAAAGCCGGAACGCACGAGCAGAUAAUUCCCAAAUGAAAGCCAGCGCACACAACAACCUGUUCCACUUGUCUGAUGGCAUGUAUUCUGUCGAAUCUCGAGCAAACAGCAUUAUUGCUCUUCGACCUAAAGCUCAAGAACAUCAGGAGACCAUCAAAACUUAA